Messenger RNA from Lucilia sericata (common green bottle fly), 638 nucleotides. RefSeq names its product flap endonuclease 1-like. The transcript has 21 exons. The record is from RefSeq and is a predicted model, not a curated record. NCBI's taxonomy places the organism in Eukaryota, Metazoa, Arthropoda, Insecta, Diptera, Calliphoridae. Bases 64 to 486 code for a protein of 140 amino acids.
GGAAACAUAAAGAAAAUAGGCAUUAGUCUAUUAUAAUAACAAAGGAACUUUUAAUUCUCUACCAUGAAGAGUUUUUCGGCUAAACUGGUUAUUUUAUUGAUUAUAUACCAGAUAUAUCCAAGCACUGCAGAUUCCAGCGCCAAGAAUGAGUCCAAUGUCAAGAAUAAGUCCGAUGCCAAGAAUGAGGUCGAUACCAACAAUAAGUCCGAUGACAAGAAUAAGUCCGAUGACAAAAAUAAGGUCGAAACUAAGAAUGAGUCCGAUGCCAAGAAUGAGGAUGAUAACAAGAAUGAGUCCGAUGACAAGAAUGAGGAUGAUAACAAGAAUGAGUCCGAUGCCAAGAAUGGGGAUGGUAACAAGAAUGAGUCCGAUGCCAAGAAUGAGGAUGAUAACAAGAAUGAGUCCGAUGCCAAGAAUGAGUCCGAUGCCAAGAAUAAGGAUGAUAACAAGAAUGAGGCCGAUUCCGGAAAAGUGUCUAAGGCCUAGAAAGCAGCGUUUGUAUCAGAAUGACGGGCCGCACAAGGCCAAUAAAAUCAUAGGAUAACAUCAUAUUUGGAUUAUAUUCAUAAUAUAAUUUAAAUUAUAUAUAAUGUAUUAGUAAUAAAAAGUGUUUAUAAAACUAUCAUGAUUACUAGAAA